GAUCCUGACCGCCAAUUUGUCAUGUCCGCUGUCAUCUUCUGUCAUCUACUUGAACGUCAUGAAUGCUUAGAUGCAGGCGUUCCUGGGGAUGUGCAAUUUUUGCCAAUCAGCAUCAGCGUUCUCCAAUCAGAGGCCGGUAGGUGGAGUCAAAUAGUGAACAAUAAGAGGAAAACGGGCGAGCAGCAGGUAGACGAACGAGAACACGCCAAGGACUUGGAGGGACGUGCUGCCGUUCUUGUCUUUGUGAGACCACUUCAGAAGAAGUCAACUUUGUCCACCAUUCAGCAGACGCGGCAUGAGGUGUGUCACAUUCUACCCUCGCAGGGUCGAAAGUUGUCCCAGUUGGUAAGCGUGCCUCGCCCUGGCAACAUGCUCGUUGGCGGUGUUCCUGACAACCUUCAUUUGGGAGGGCGCCGGAGCCCUGAGGAGGAGCUGCUACUCCUCCAAUGCUUCCUGUACUUUGGCUCGACACAGCCUAGUGCCUAUGACAUGGCGGCUGUCAGUCACACAAAUCCCGCUCCCGCCAAGGAUCAGGUGCGUGGAGCAAUGUGGAACCCUUGCCUCCAUUUGAUCCCUUUCUCCUUCCAUCCCACACUUUCCUCUACCCUCGAUUCGACUCCUUCCCACUUCCAUCCUGCUACCUCCACUCUCUGCUCCUUCCGAUGGCCUCACAAGGGGCGGGUCUCGUGCGGCCUGUGUGGGAAAAGUUUUUAUGACAAAGGAACUUUGAAGAUCCACCACAGUGGUGUGCACCUCAAAAUUAAACAUGGCUGCACGGUGGCGGGCUGCGCCAUGCUGUUCAGCUCACUGCGCAGUCGGAACCGACAUAGUGCCAACCCCAACCCACGUCUGCACUGCUCCACUUUCACAGCAAAAGAUACCUCCAAGUGCGACUGGAUCCCCCCUCGAAGUGUGGGCGGCAUCGCCCCUGGCAUGAUGACAACGUGCCAGUCAGCAUCGCCACGUGACAGGGUGGGCAUACCAGAGCAACUUGACGCUGUUAACAGCCUGCCGGCCAAUCAGCGGCAGUUUUGGGAGUCACAUGGAAGCUUGCCGAAAAAGAAAAAGCCUAGGAAGUCGAGCAUGCCACUAAAAGUCACCAGUCAAUUGGAAUGAAUAAAACAAAACAAAACAAAACAAAAAAAAAAACAAUCCAAAUAUCACCCGAAUGACUUACUUUGGCGUCCUCUCGUGGACAAAUGAAUAUUAUAAGUGCAUGCCUUGUCUUUUCCUUUCUUUACUCUCUAAUUAAGUACAAAAAAACAAUAAAAAUAAGGUGAAUAAAAAUCUAAAGCAACUUUUGGUUCUUUUUUUUUAGUGCCUGACUGCAUGUUCCUACACAGACGUACUACAGUGCAUGAAUCCAGAAGUGGAAGUACUCAUCGUCAAUGGACAGAAAGUUGAACACAAGUUGUUGUUUUACAUUAUGGAAGAGAUUAAUAGAGAUUUGUUUGUAGUAUCAUUGUACUCAUAAAUAGU
Messenger RNA from Hippocampus comes (tiger tail seahorse), 1479 nucleotides. Its product is annotated as zinc finger protein basonuclin-1-like. Lineage: Eukaryota; Metazoa; Chordata; Actinopteri; Syngnathiformes; Syngnathidae. The coding region runs from base 22 to 1116 and encodes 364 amino acids. The transcript is spliced from 4 exons. The record is from RefSeq and is a predicted model, not a curated record. Gene Ontology annotation, biological process: regulation of DNA-templated transcription. Gene Ontology annotation, cellular component: nucleus.